CCCGCCGCACACGACGGGAAGCGCCCGCGCGAGAGGCAGCUGAACAUAGAAGCCAGAGCCAUGGCGCAGGCCAAAUGCGGAGUAGAUUCCCAAACCUACGCCCAGAUCGACACCUGUAGUCCAGGCCGGGUGUUCGACGCUGCCGUGACCGUCGCCCCGAGCGACGACGAGCGGCUUGCGCACGGGGGCUGCCGUGCGGUCGUCGACGAAGAGCAGGACACCAAGGUCAAGAUCUCGGAGGCGCUGGAGGCGGCGGCGCGGGCCGUUGGGUACGACCCCGUGGAGAGGUCCGACGCCGCGGCCAUACGCGCCGCGGAGGCGCGCGCCGUCGGCACCGGAGUGGACAUCCCUGCCGGGAUCGCAGCGCAGGCGCAGGCUGCAGCGGACGCCAACGCCACGGCCGCGCACGCCGAGGACAAGAUUACCAUCGGAGACGUCCUCAAGUGGAACGCGACGGCGAAGCUGCCUUCGGGCAAGGCGGUGACGAGGGAGGACGCGGCUGCCGCGGUGGAGGCGGAGGCGGCGCAUGCCCCCGGCAAGGCGACCAAGCCAUACGGUGUGGGAGCGGCGCUUACAGAGGCCGCGAGGCGCAAUCAGGAGGGGACUUGCCGUAAAUAGCCGGACAGGCGUGUCUAUUUUGGGACCGAUCGGAAUAAAGAGGAAGUAUACAUAACAUGUGGCGAAACUAUUUCACUAAGUGCGGUAGCAUAGGCCUGUCGGCUAGGCCCUGCACAACCAAGGAUGGAUGGGGCCCGUUUUGGCUCCUGGGUGCCACGCUCAUCAGGAUUCAGGAGUGCAGCACCUGUGAGUCAGGUGAUACGUGGGAGUAUAGCGUAGCGUCGACACGUCGGGACUACACAAAAGGGUCAGCUGUGUGAGAAAGUUUCGCCCACGAUUCACUUUAUAAUUUAAACAUGUCAAAAAAAUCUAAAAGAAUCAUGGAUGUUCCAACACAUGUAAGUAGAGAACCCCUAAAAAAUUUCAGAUCAAAAUUCGAAAUACACAAAAAGAAAUCUAAAAGACAAAUUCAGAUAUGAAUAGUGUCAUUUUUGCUUUUGUCUUCUUUCAACACUAUUCAUGAUGAAUUUGUUUUUUCUUUCUCUUCUCUAUUUUGAAUUUUGAUCUUUUUUUUGCAAUUGUCGACAUAUGUCUUGUGAACAUCCACGUUUUUUUAAGAUUUUUUUUCAUCUUCAAAUUUGGAUUUUACAGGUUGGUAUUAUGGUAUCAUGUAAGAACUGGUAUCAUCAGGUAUUUUUCCUACAUUACCAGUGGCGGAGCUAUAAAACAAAUAUUAAGCGGGCAGAGAGCACAAAAUACGUCGUGACAUUCAAUUUGACGGUUGCCACGGUAGCCAGCGGCUGACGUGCGCUGUAGUACCGUGAGAUAGUGCUUUUAUCAAGGAACGACCAGCAAAUGCUUCAGUGCAAUGCAUGGGAGGCUCCUGUCUGCUGCGUUCCUCUCUACAUCGGCGUAGGUCAGCGUUGGGGACUUGGCUUUAUAUAAAAAAUUUGCUCCAGCCCUGGGCGGGCCAUGGCCCAUUGAGCCUUGCGGGCCAUGGCCCAUUGAGCCUUGCUGAAGCUCCGCCGGAAUACAUUACUACUACUACACUAUAUUGUGGGACGGAGGGAGUAGUAUAUAAUAUGCACUUUUUCAGUUUCAAACGCAGAUGUUCACCUACGUACUCACAUUCAUCUCGAUUAACGCAGGCAGACCGACAACCGACACUAAAAACCAUUUUAGAGUCGACGGAACGUCUUCACUAACAAGCAUCGUAAUUUUUUGAAAUAAAUACAAAAAAUAUUAUCAUUUAGUCAAGUUUAAGCUAAGACUUGAGCACUGAUGGACAAGUUUCACCACAAGGCUUUUUAGGCUCGGUUCGAGGUAUUUCAUGCUCUUUAGUUGGUGCUUUGGCCCUUCAUAGUCACCGUUUUCUGAUUCCACAGCGUUAGCAGCCUUAAAAUAGGGCACUAAAAAAGUCAAGUAAAAAAGUUGGACACGAAAAAUGCUUUUUUGCACGAAAACGCAUCGUCUUCAACAAUAGCAUUAUAAUAGAGCAUCGCCACUUCAAGGCCGCAAUCUUUCUUUCCCACAUUGAACAUAUAAACCCUGAAGAAGACCAAGCUAGCCACGUCGCCCCUAAAUCGCUGCUGCCAUCGCUUGUAAAUUUCGUGCCCCGCCAAGGGCAUUUUAGUAAUUUCACGUACAGCAAAUACAGGUGUAUAAAACUAACCCACUGCAAUGGAGAAACCUUAGCCGUCGCCCGCCCCCGCGCGAGAGCCACCGAACCCGCGUCCCCCCGAGCCCCCCUUGCCGCCGCCACCUCUGCCCGUGCCGGAUCCGCCUGUCGCCGCCGCCACCGCUCUCCUCUGCCCCGUGCCGGAUCCUACCUCCUGGCCUCCUCCUCCUCCUCCUCCCGCUACCCUCAUCCCCUCUUGCCGCCGCCGGGUCCUCUCCUCUCCCCAUCGGUGCGAGUGCGUGGGUCGCGGCGUGCGGAGAGCGAGGAGAGGGAGAGGACAGACGCGUGACGAGGAGGAGGCCACGGCCGUCGGUUCCUCUCCUCUCCUCGUCGUCUCCUCCCCUCUCCCCGUCGGCGCCAGCGCGCUGGUCGUGUGGCGUGAGGUGAGCGAGGAGAGGGAGGGGGAAGAUGCGUGAGGAGGAGGAGGACCAGGAGGUGGCGUGCUGCUGGAGUGGAGGAGUGGUCGUCCGCUGCACGUCGUCGUCGUCCCCAUACCCAAUCUGGCAGCGGCAGCUGCAGGCCAGUGCGUCAGCUAAAGGAGCAUGAGUGAAGAAGAACUCCUCCAGAAUCUUGCCGAGAUGCUCCUCUCUCUUUGCGUCUUCUUUUUCCUCUGUACUUUGUUUUCACAGUAUUUGCCCUAUCCUGUUUGAUGAUUUGUUCAUGAGCUAAUUUAUUCUUAUUGUGGUUCCACUUCUAUUUCUAUCUCGCAGGAUUUUGUUCCAAUGACAUGUUGCUGACUAUUUGAGUUUUUGGAAUUUAAUGAAAUUCUGCUCAAUCAGGUAAACCUUUUGUUUUGACCAUUUGCCGUUAGAAUAUUUGAGGCACUUGACUAGACACUGUAUACCAAGUAGUUCAUCAAUUUUCUUGCUGUCCUGUAUUGUCCGCCAUCAUGUAAUUUUAGGACCAAAUUCAGAGAAAACAGUCUCAUUUCUAAAAAGGUAUGAUCUAUAUCUGCUUGUUCGCCUCUAUGAAAUUGUUGAAUAACCUGUCAAUCCAACGGAUUCAGUUGUACAAUGUUCGAUUUGAUGGUUGACAAUACGCAGAGCAUCUUGAGAGCCUCCUUCAUGUUCUGGAUAAAGCAGCUGACGAAAUAGUACGCUGAUCCCGUCCCUUGUUGACGAUGAAUUUGCCUUGAGCACUGCGGUUUUGUCAAUUUGGUUGAGCUUGCUGUCCUCUAGGCUUUAUGUACAGAGUUCUUAGAAAUGAAGCAGCUGCAGAAAAGGGACAUCCCGAGGAGAGGUACACCGACGCCUUUCUUGGGGGCGCCAUAGCUAAAAUCUGACGUGAGAAGUGCAGCCACGACAAUGGGCAGCCGAAUAAAAAAUAUAGGGAGACACAAGGAGAAUAUAACUGGUCAUACUUCAACAAUGGCCACACUACUUAUGAUGGUUCAAGAGAAGAUAUCCGUGAUACUGAGCCUGGUGAAGAGGGCAUCAAGACAAAGAGAUUAAUUCACAAAUCUGUUGUUUAUAGGUUGUGCAAAUUUACAAGGCACCAUGUUAUGUAACUUAUGUUUGUUGCUUCGGAGAGUACUGCCAUGCUCUCAUGGUCUUCAAAAUGUGGAAGGUGACUUUUGCUUGAUCUAGAGUGGACUUGAGCCUUGCCUUGUGGUGGCAGUAGACAAGGAAGUCGCCCAUCGAUUGAUCUUGAGAUGGCCAUGUCCCUGCAUUGCGGACGCUGAAGACAGUGUGUGUGGUAUGAGCCCUGUCUCCUCCAACUUAUAUUUUGGAAGCAUGUCUUCAUCACUAUCCGCGCCAAAUUUUCUCCCCAUCCAGGCCUACAACGUGUUCCUCCUAUUCCAUGGCUGUACCAUUUUUGCUGUGCUCUGUUUGAGUGUCUGGCAUCCUCUCUCUGCCUCCGAUAAGAGAUGCACUAGCUGCGAGGAGAUAUGAAAGGGCCAGUUCCGAAUCUUCAUGGAACUACUGAAUUUGAACGCAUACUUUGGCCUCUUUCUGGUCCAGCGUUUUUGCAUCAACAUUUGAAUAAUUUUUUAUAAAUGUCUUGAGAAUAUGGUGAUUACGGUUGUCUGAUGUUCAAUUCAGUUUUUAGCAAAUUAUUCAGGAAGCCACCAUCCUUAGUUGAGGCUGAUGAGUGGAGGAAUUAUGUAGUACUGGUGGCACGCAGUUCACACUCCAACCCAAUUCGAGUUCAUCUCCCGUCAACCCUGCUGCACACCACCGGCAAAUAACCCUGCGACGCUAAAUCCCUUUGUUCCAUGGUCUAAUGAAUUUAACAGAAAGCCUCAAAUAGACCGGCUUGAUCUGUAAUGUUUCAUCAAGAAAAAUGCUUUUUUCAUGUCUCUGGUUCUGCACUACUCUUUACCAAAUUAUAUAUUGUAGGGAGCCUAGGAGAAUCAGCUAGGGUAUGCAUCACCUAAAGUGGCACCCUGCAGCAAGCUUGCGUUCACUACAUACAGUUCACAUCGAUUGUUUAUAGGAGCUUUAUAGAAGUUCUUCCAUUGACCCCUAUGUUUGCCAACGGAGUUAGUUGAUGAUUCCUACAUGGAGAGGAUUCCGAUGUUGUAUAUUGUUUCUUACAAACCAAUAAACGGUAACUCUUAGAUUAAUAAUUCUCUCUAUAUCUAAUAAUUCUCUCUUUGAAUAUUAAUUAAAGGAAUGUCUGUUGGCAUUUAAGUUUUACGAGCUUGUCGAUUUCUUCAAAUCAUUCUAAUAGUGUGUAAUAUUUCCUUGGUAUAUCUGUAGUAAGGUAUCGCCUACUUGGAGAUAUAGAGGUUUUUAGGACACCACACACAUUUAUGGUAUGUUGAAAAGGGAACCAGAUCUAUGUUUUUAAUGUUUAACAUUCAUAUGAAGUUUUUCUGUAAAUGUGACCAUGGAAUCCAUAUUUCUAGGUUCGCUUUUAAUAAUAUGCAUGAUCUUUCAUUUGUAGUUCCAGAGACCUGCUACUUAUUCAUAAUUUCAUACUCCCUCCGAUCCGUAAUAAGUGUCGCGGGUUUGAAAUAAGUUGAAGUAACCUUAGUUCAAAACUACGAUGCUUAUUCUGGAUCAGAGGGAGUAAUAUAUUUUCAGCUGCAUAUCAGAGUGCCAUUUCAUCUAUUUUCAUUUUAAGCAGUGAGUAGUGUACAUUGUUAAUGGUAUAAAUAUUGUCAGUGACCAAAUUAAUAGAUUUAUGCAUUCGAUUGUAUGUACCAGAAUUUUUAGAGUACAUGCUUGGCACUACAUCUACUACUCCAAGAUUAUGUGGUGCUGCCUUGCUGACCCAAAUGUCCGGGGUCUCUUUAAGGAGAAGCCAGAUGGAACAAAACAUGAUAAAGGUCAUUUGCCUUUCUCUGGGUAAUACCGAAGUGACUGCUCGGCUACCAACCAACGUCUCACCUUUUGUUUCAUUGUGUAUGCUGUCAACUGGCACUGAAGAAAAUAGUGAUUUGCUGCUGACUGACAUAGUAAAAAAAAAGAAGAGGUCCAGUUGAAUCAAUAGUACUUUUCCAUAAGCAUGUCUCAUGUAGCUAAACAUUUGCAUCUUUUUUCUCAUCAUGUAGAAAAAUUAGCAACGAGUCGUCCUUGCCUGCACACUCCCACAGUUGACAGGCAAGAAGGGCAGGAAUUAAAUCAGUAACCUCAUGUGUAUAGAUUCCAUCUUCUACUCACCUUUCUAAGAAAUUCUUUUUCGUUUGUUUUUCAGCAUGUGGUUUGUUGGAUCUAACCAGAACUGGUUACCAUGAAUCUAUCAGCUUGCAUUGAGAAAAUAAUUAUGCUUUUCCUUUUGUUAUAGUUCAGCCAAACAAUAGAAAUAAGCAACAUCAUGUUAGUUAAAUGCAACCGUUAUGGUUCUAUGAUAUUAUGAUAUUGGUACGGCUUGGUCCAUCAAACAUCACUUGUUGUCUACUUAUUCUUUGCUGACUUCCUUUUUUAUAUCUCUUAUGAAGAAAGGUUAUUACUCACUUUAUUUAUGAUGUCAUGUUUCUUGUAUCACGUUGCAUCAUUUCAACAGGUGUGAGUCUUUUGGUGGUGCCUUUUGGAGAUAAUAGUUAUCUAACAGAGAUAAUAGACAAAAAACAAAGAAGUAUUAUCGGGUACUCAACUAUGAUAUGGAAGGCAUUUCUGCUUUUGUCAAUGGCAACCCACCGAACACACCCAUCAGGAAGAGUUGCUUAGAUGUUGAGGUCAUUUUUCAUACCAAUGGCACAUGUAGCGAUGACUCUACCUGAUGUAAAUGACUGCAUAACUUAGUUAACAUAAGCUGAAUGACCAGAGCUAUCUAUAUGAUGCAUUUCUGCCUAUGUAGCUUUGCUUAUCAUGAACUGAUCUCAUGCCUUUCUUUUGGCCUAUAAACCGACCAUGCAUUGUAAUAUAUAAUAUUAUGUAUGAAUAGUGACUGUAUGAACAUCA
Molecule: messenger RNA, 6585 nt
Organism: Aegilops tauschii subsp. strangulata
Lineage: Eukaryota; Viridiplantae; Streptophyta; Magnoliopsida; Poales; Poaceae
Product: late embryogenesis abundant protein D-34
Source: RefSeq, a predicted model, not a curated record